Baudoinia panamericana UAMH 10762 is the source of this 849-nucleotide messenger RNA. RefSeq lists its product as uncharacterized. The transcript has a single exon. The record is from RefSeq and is a predicted model, not a curated record. Bases 307 to 654 code for a protein of 115 amino acids. Lineage: Eukaryota; Fungi; Ascomycota; Dothideomycetes; Mycosphaerellales; Teratosphaeriaceae.
GCAUAUCACCACGAUAAGGCUUCCAAUACCGGAGUCAAUUCAUUAUCAUGCCUGCGACAAGCUUCCCACCUUGCCCUGGCCCACCACCGAGCCGGCCUCUACCACCUAUUCCAACAAAGUGAGCGUCGUACCCAGCCAUGCGCUCAUUGAGCGCGGCGAUCCGACGGCCGCUUCACCUCCCUCAGACAAGACCACAGUGGUCAAGCAUACAUACUCGGACCAUUGGUACAACUACCGCAGUCGAAGCCGCAUCAAGAGCGCCUAGACCUACACUCUCGACUGUGUCGACAACACAUAUCUCACCUAAUGCAUAAGCACCGGCAACAGCCUGUGCAUCACCGCCUCGUAUCUCUCCUGCAGGCUGCAUCUAGCCGCGCUUUGCGCUGUCACGUUGGCCGCCUGCAUUUACGCCCCGCUGGCAUGCAGCUGAUCACGAGGUGCAUAUCUGCAACUACCACCCGCCCUAUCAUCCUCGGCUCACCACGGAUGUCACUAUACACGAGUCAUUCACACGCAAUACAGGAUCCUGUUACCGGCACACACUUUCGACUACCUUCACCGCCUCCACAGAUGAGCUGCUGGUCGGCUGUGUACAUUACCGACCUUUCUGCGAGUAUAUCGCGGUGUAUUUGGCUUUUAAUGCAUACUGUUUAGCUUGCUUCGAGAUCUUAUGUAUACCAUCACGGCUAUUGGCAUCGAGCGUAUUGCAGUUCCGCGGCUCGUAGUUUGAAUUUGGAGUAAGUUGGCAAGACGUAUACCCAGGCAGCUGCAGCGGAUUGCGCGCCUAGUCUUUGUAUUUAGCGACUGAAAUCUGCUGGACAUCAGUCCUUCCAUCCAACUCAUUUUCAC